This is a messenger RNA of Cutaneotrichosporon oleaginosum, 784 nucleotides long. RefSeq lists its product as uncharacterized. Lineage: Eukaryota; Fungi; Basidiomycota; Tremellomycetes; Trichosporonales; Trichosporonaceae. The record is from RefSeq and is a predicted model, not a curated record.
GUUGUCUAUGAUCUGGUUGUACAUUCACUCUGACUGACUGUUAUCACUGGUUUCGACACUCUCACUCGGCGGAAAAGACAGAGAGACAUCGCGAGCAUGCUGUCUCCGCAACCCCGGUCCGCGCCCACAUCGCCCCUCGCCCGCGACGGCUCCUUCGCCUUCACACCCUUCCCAACAAACGACAGGCGGCCGGGGCAGUCCUAUUCCCACCACCGGAGGACACGGACCGUGCAGGUCUCAGCAUGGGGAGAACUUAGCUGGACGCAGGAGACAACCGACCCACGCUCGAGGCCGCCACGCCCUCCGCCCGCCGGUGCGCACUAUCCUGCAUCUGUAACUCUCGCUCCGAUCUCCGAGGAACACAAGGAGCAAAGAGGCAGACUGCCUUCACGACCGCAGGCUCCACCUCACCUUCACGCACCAUACACGCCCUCUAGCCUCGGCCCGCGGCGCCUCCCACCAGUCGAGGCGCUUGAUGGCUCUCUAGACUACAGCCUCGGUCGGCGACGGGAGCGAUUGACUCACACGUCGGCUGCGAUCCCCCCGCCGAUUUCCACGCCCCGAUACCCCGAAGGCCGAUGCUCUGAGACUCCCAGCCCUCGUACACCCUCACCGCCAGUCACGCCCGAGACGCCCGAUAUCGAAACACGCCGCGUUCGCGCCAACAUGGACGAUUUGAACCAGAAGUUCGCCAAGAAACUGUAUAUGUGACUGCAACGGGGGUCUUGCUACGCUAUGCAUUCCCCAUUGUUGAUACAAAAUAAUGCCUUUUGUCUAGUGGUGG